UGUUGUAGGACUCUAUUCUAGAAUUUACAAUUAAGUCUGGUUAUAUGGCAGCUGUCGCCAGUACUUCAUCAUGUCGGUCACCGAUUGUUGUAGCCGUACGGCAAGUCCAUAGAUUCUCGGCGAAAUCUAGGAAAACAGGCAGAAUAUGUGGAAACUGCGUGCUACCUCGGCAAGAGUGGCGCUAUGACAAAGCAAUGGGGAGGAAUUUUCAAAGAAUGAUUGGCAAGAAAUAUGGAUAUGACAUGGGUUUAGAAGACCGGGUAUUGCUGAAAUCUCUUGGACAGCGUCAGCGUCAUUUGGAUCAGAAGAAAGUAAUGCAGCUGUCAGCGAUUUUAGAGGCAAAAAUAACCGAAGCAGCUUCAGCUAAUGAUGAUGUCGCUAAUCUUGCUGUUCAGUUCACGAAGGUGAAAGUCAAUUGCUCCUUCACCGAUGUACGAAUAUGGUGGCUUUGCACAGGGAAAAAUGAUGAGGAAAUAGAAGAUGUUCUCAGGCGGGAACGUCAUAACUUGCGAAAGGUGUUGUCGGAUUCAAUUGGUGUUAACUGCCCGGAACUGUUGUUCGUGCCUGACCGAUCGGAGCUCAUGAUGCAGGAAAUGGAUCGACUGUUUCGCACGGCAGAUUAUGGCAUGGAUUACAGAGCUGUGAGCCAUACUGGAAGAGUGUUGGGAAAUGCUGAGCCAUCAAAACCCGAAAAAAUCUGGAAACCAAUAUCUCACAAGAAAGAAAUGGGUGAUGCUGCAGAGUGACUUCCUAUGAAUCUUCUUGCAUUAGCUUGUCUAGUUUCUCAGCAUAUUAGCAUCUCCAAAUAUUCUGAAUAUGAAGACUGCUGAUAGAGUAUUGUUCCACCUG
Messenger RNA from Cylicocyclus nassatus, 849 nucleotides. Lineage: Eukaryota; Metazoa; Nematoda; Chromadorea; Rhabditida; Strongylidae. The record is from the annotation of a GenBank genome assembly.